Molecule: messenger RNA, 19913 nt
Organism: Spirometra erinaceieuropaei
Lineage: Eukaryota; Metazoa; Platyhelminthes; Cestoda; Diphyllobothriidea; Diphyllobothriidae
Source: the annotation of a GenBank genome assembly
AUGUCAGAUAAAUUAAUAUUGCUUGGAAAACGUUUACGAGAGUUCGAGGAUGCCGUCCUAGAAUCCAAAGCUCCCAAACUUGAUGAAAACGUACCACGUGCUGAAAAGCGACGAAAUUGUGCUAUAUUGAUGAUGUACUCUGGUUGGGACUAUUAUGGAAUGCAAAGGUAAACAUCUUUUGUUUAUUGCUGCGGUCAAAAUCUAAAUGUUUGUGUCCUGAUAAGAAUUUUGGCACAUUUAUUGUUAAAGGUGAACUGAAAGAAUUAAUCUCACUUUCUCUAACGUUUUCGGAUUCAUUUUUACUUAGAUCCUAACGAUAAUAGGAAAUCCCUAAACUGAACACACCACCAGUGACUGUUAACUGUGUUAAGGACCGUUUUGUACUGUCAAUGUGCUCAGGCUUGCAACAUAUUGGUCGAUCUCUUGCAUUCAAUGUUAUGAAAACAUUAUGGCACAGUCUCGUUGGUCGUUAUGUCCCUCAAGCAAAGAAGAAAUAUUUGUUUUACUCUUCAAUAGGAAUGUGGGCUUCCGCACGAUCGAGGGUGACCUAUUACUGGCUUUGCAUAAAUCUGGAUUAAUUUCGAAAGAUCAUCUGGAUAACCCUUCACUGGUACGUGCCCUUUUUAUGUGUACUUAUGCCUACCAAUUUGAGCCUAAAAGGUAACCGAGACAGAACAAAAGUUGACGAGAAACCUUUGUAAUUCCAAACCAGAUGCGUCUUAUGUGUUCUCUAAUAAGCCCGUAAAUUGCGAAUUAAUAGAAAUCGGUGGUCUGCAUCCUCCCUCGCUCGCUCUUCUAUAAGCGGUCCCUCCAUGCCUUCAGUAAAGUUUGAUGAAAAAAUUAGUUCUUCUAUGAGCACAGAUGCCGUCCUCUUCGGGAUGCUUCUUCAAGGCUGUCGGUCACGAUGUCCUCGAGCCUCUUGUCCACAGAUGAAUACUCCAGCCACCACACUGAAUAGGGAUGGUCAUCACUACUGCUUCGAAUUCUUAAACAGAAAAUUUGGCUUAGCUUUUUGCCUCACUUAACAUAAGUGGCUCUUGGGACAUCAUAAUUUAAAUGCUAAGCAGGCCAAUUUCUUGGAUCUCGUAAAUGGUGUUAGUGAUCGGGACACUGCUGACUACGGAUAACGUCAUGCCACAUGAAAUGUUAGGUUGCCUGAAAUGUUCGUCCUUUUGGCUGGCCGACGAUGACGUGUGCUGUUUUCUUAGCGGGUACGAACUGUUUAUUCGAGACAAAAUAUAAGUACUUUAAGUAUAAGAUCAUCCCCGGCCAAUGACGGUCGGAAAUCGCUAACUCCUGUCCCAUCUUUUACGCGAAAGGAGCCAACAUAGGCAGGCACAAAAAAGAAUUGGCCAGAUGUACCAGCCUUACUGGAAUGAUUGACACCUUAAAAAGUACAAACAAAAAGCUUCAAGGGCUUGGCAAAAGAUAGCACGCUUAAUCUAUGCCGAUAGCGAUACUGAUGCACUGUUUGUUUGGCAGAGGCUUAUCCACGCUAUUUUUUGAAACUGCCUUCUUAAACCGAUCGCCGUCAAUCACGAGGCUUCCGUCGUUUGGAGAUGCAGAUCAAAAAUGCCUUCUUCCUUAUGGCGUUACCGUACUAACCAGCUGGUUCUGCGGUCUACUGGGGCCCACACUCCAUAUGUCCCAAUGGCUUGAUAUCUCUAUGAGCACCUCGUCGAAAUUAGUUUGCUGAGCUUCAUUUACAGAUUCAAUUUGUCAAGUCCGUACGCAGCAUUUUUGGGAUCCGAUUAGUGUCAACGAUUAGUGGAGUAGGCGGCAAAUUUGUUCCCAUCAAAUGCCUUUCCGAAUCAGAGAUGGUUGUGAAUGCUUGUUGUGGACAAGUGCUCGAGCAGCUGGAUCACGCUCUUAGCCUUUCCUACCUGAAUAGUUAAGUACGUGUAAUAACAGUAAUACGUUUUGUUGGCACGCAUUCUUGCCCCGUCACCCUCCAUAGGAACUCAAAGGUAGCGGAAACUAUUAUUGCAGAGAUUCCAACCUGGCGAGUGACCAUCAGCUGCCGGUUGCCAUUACAGAACUAGAUCCUGUGCUGUAGUUUGAAUAUUUCGCCAACUCAACGCCUCCAUGUCGACCCCGACCUGACUGGCUUUUUACCUCCAGCACGUACACUUCGAAACCUGAGAAUGAAGAGGACAACAGCAUUCACAGCAAUACCAAUACCGACUGUACCGCACUAGUUAAUACGGUUUGUUCUCUGCCCUCGAAAUCACGGACAAGCAUGAUUGAGCCCCAGUCGUCAGGAACGUUUCUAUUAUUGUGGCUCUUAGUACAGGUGCGAUAAUACCCAGUCUAGUCAGCCUCGACGUCACGACUUGUACCUCUCCACUCCCAACAAUCUGACAACGGACCUCGAGAACUCGACCCGUUACCUGCCCCAGCGACAUAAAGCAAAUGGAAGACCUAAGAACCACCAUCAUGCCUUGAAGAAAACUGUAAAGCCAGGUUUUGAGUCAAUUUUUUCUCCAACGCCUCCAGUAUGCAACAGUGCUGGAUCGAGGUCAGUAACUCUAAGAACGACAAAGAACGUGCCAAAAUCCCCUUAGUCAUCACGUUUGAAUGGCCUGAAGCGUGCUCUCAACUUUGUCGCAGUGAAUGGGAUUGUCUCAUUCGAGAUGAAAUCAGUGUGCUUCACUCGAAUAAUGGUUCUUUGGAAACGAUCAAACACUUCCAGCUUUCGCCAAUAUUUCAGCUGAGCGCCACACCAUCCAUAACCUUAAAAAACUGGUUGGGGGAUGCCGGAGGGGCGUGGGCAAACGAAACGGUAUGGGCUGAAGAGGAAUAAAACUGUGAUUCAAAGGAGAUCCGGGGCACAAUUAGUUGGUAAUGAAAUUCGAGAAGAUAGCUGAUUUUUUCGUCACUUUCUAGGGUUUUCUGACGAUCCAGUCACUACAGCGUUGCUGGGUUAUCCCAAUAUUUCGUAGCUAUCUCGCUGACCGAUGACUUCAGUGAUUAUCAUUUUCUACUGCCUUAUGCUCCGACUGGGAUCGUAAAGAUAUACCCGAAUUUUACGUUCAUAACUUCAGUUAUGUUUGGUUGUCGUAUUUUAGCGACAUUAAGCCGUCUUGCUCGUGGACUUUUAGGCGGGUGCGGACGGUAAAGUGGUCUGAACCUUGGGCGUUGUCAUUUUCGGCAGCGCUCCUCCAUCUGCUCUCAUGGGCCGAGUUGUAGAAUCCUGAUUUGACUAGAAUUUAGUGGAUCUGACUGCUCUCGCAACUGUCGUUCGAACACCAUGUCAGUGGAUGUUUGUGAUGAUGCUUCAAGAAAGCGUUGGUGACAAGCAGUCGAUGCUCGUUAGCGAAUUCCACCGGCCAGAAUCGACAUCACAUGUACGUGUAUUAAGUAAAUGGUAAGAAGAGACCAUAGAUUCGAGGACAUAUAACUGACAGUUAAUUCAGUGUAUUUUGACGCAAUAGAAGCCAUUCGGCGGCAAUUGGUGUCGACUGUGAAGGCGAAGUUUAAAGACUUGAGCGAACGAGGUGUUAGUUCGACCGUUCCAUCCGACGAUGUCCUCUAAGCUCCUCAGCAAAGUGAAGCAGGCGCGGUGGCUUGCGCGUGAUUUAAUUUAUAGGGAAUGUAGACUUUCGCAGCAUUUACCACACUCCUCCCCACCUGGGCCCAUUAUCAAGACAGAGUCAAGAAGACUGGAGGCGAUCGAGAGCGCAGGCGGAUGGCGCAGUCGAGCCGCACCUUGGCGCUCCACUCCGCACUCCCUGGUUCACUCAACAAAUGACCAGAAUUUUGACCAACAGCAAACGGGACUGUUGCGGCCGAAGCCUUCCCUAGGCGUGCUGUCCCACCUGGCUCGUAUCCCUCGGAGUGGGUGUGCCAUAAAGGCCGCAUUAAGAAGGAGCCAUCGCAGCCUAACUCUUAGACCACCAGUCGGCCUCUCCGCACAAACACACAACACUGGGCCGACUGAAAGGUCCAAGUUAUCCCGUAAGUUGACAACCUUUCAAGCCACGGUUUUUAGCUCACCGUGAUAGCUUCAGGCGCGUUUACUUGCUUAUAGUGAGGGCAAUGCACUGAGUCGUCGACCUCACUUUCCCUUCCCAUUCAUUAGCCUUAGUCACUGUAGGAACCGGUCAGUUGAAAGGCGCAGGGGAUGGAUGCGGUGGCUGGCAUGUCUAGUGAUCUUGUCUGCGUACGCCACAUAAACGACCUGGCCCUCCAAACACGAGCACCAGGAUUUCACACAACGGGGUUGGGCGGCUACAUCUCACAUGCGUGAUAGUGCCGUAGUUCACGUUAAGAAGGAGCCUUUUCAUCCUGGCUCUCGAGGUAGCGACCUUGAGAAGGCCCUCAUUUUCGAAAGAGUGGAUUUACACCUACGAAGGUAGAUAAAUUUAGUCAGGGAGGGUGGUAAUCUGGAAUCCAAGAAUCGGUCCUAGAACCAGAUGCGCGCAUAGAAGUUUUUAUUAAGAAUAAUACCUUGAUCGGUAUUAGGUGCAGAAGGGUGGUUAGCCCAUAUAAGGCGUAGGUGAGCAAUCCCAUGGCUUGAUAUCCAUGGACGGCAUAGUCAACCAGAGCAACGGCGUCUUAGGCGCGGGUUUUGAUUUAUGUGCAGAGUGCAGGUUGUCCGAACUGAAGGGAAGGGAAGGAUAUGAUUGCGUUAGAACAUCUCGUCAGAUGAGCUUCCGUACAAGCUGGUAAACAUUCGUUGGGACGAAGUUACUUAGACUCAGGAUUUAUUCUUUUUAGAGACCGGAACGUCUUUUGCCAUAUGCCAAGUGUCCAUUAUUGUGGGUUAGAAGAACGAAGAACUAAUAAGAGUAGUUAACACACACGGGCUAACUCGGAAGAACAGGAGUUAGACGGAAGUGGAGCUCCAGUAGAUGUUAGACAACAGAGGUUUUGCAAAUGUUAUUCAACUUCGAGAGCUGACAGUGAACAGUGGCCUCUGAGUUUUGAGCCGAGUAAAUCAAAUGGAAACAAGACCCAUUUAAAUGAACAAUAACCUUUUGGAACAGCACAUUUAAGUCAGCAUCAAUGUUGGCGAUGAGAUUCGUUGGUUAAUGGGAUUUUCAGUAUUCUGCAUGUCUCUGCAGGUAAGAAAUAAUAAACUGGGGUAAAAGUCGAUAAAGAUGACUGACGAAGGAGCAUUGAGACUAGUGAGUUCCACUUUUAUUAAUUGUCUGACUUCUUUGGAGUUGUCACGUGUGCACAGUUUUUACUUCAGUUUGGUUUGUCCAAGGGAAAGUGGGUAUGUUCCUUGAAUACUCAAUUCGUCACACGUAAACUGGGAGUAUGGACGACAAAUUACCGCAGUUAUAGCGGCCAGUAUGAUCAAGUGGACCUCCUCAUAUGUAAGGAGGUGCAUAGUUGAAACAGCAGCUUAGUUCGUUUGAUGAUGCAUCGUAUGGCUGUCAUGACUGUCUGAAAGUUUCCAGAGCUGGAGACCACAAGCACCACAGGCAAGCCAUCGUACGAGUCUACGACUUCAUUUGAGGAAUGGGCACCUUUUUGCAUCCGGGUUUGGGGAGCACAUGUUCCGGCGGAAAGUUGCGAGUUCAGAAGGCUGCGCGUAUUGGGGACGCAAUCCAAAGUAGGUACAAUACAAAUAGUUUACAUCAAGUCACCACGUAGUUGCCUAUAACCCAGAGAAAAGGACUUUAGAUUGCUUAAAAGUUUUGCAGACGGCAGUGUUUCUUGACCUCUACUUCAUUGGAUAGCUGACUUUUGAACCUUGCCGGGGAAUUUGUAUGCUUGCGGUAUCGGGGGCCUCCAGACCGUGAUUGCGUUCUCAAGGUGCUGUCUUAGGAGAACUCCGAAAACUUUUGAGGAAUAAUUGUCGUCUAGGCUUCCACUUGCCCACCUGAUUGUGUACAUCAUCGAGGCUGCGGUUUUAGUAGCGAGUGGGAGAUGUUGGGCAGGUUAUCACUCGAACUCCGGGAUCCAGCCGGGUUUACGCGUGCUAAGAACGUGUCCAAUUCAGAUAAUAGGCGCGUGCACUGGAGUCUUGCCUUUCGUUAUCAAGGUGCAGUAUAGUGCAUUUGCUCAAACUUGUAGACACGAACUAAUGGCGGACAUUUUCUCCCAGCAAAGUAAGAUGUUUGGAAGUUUACUUCAUUAGCAACUCUGUGGAUGAGCUUACAAUUUUUCAACAUCAUCUGUAAACAUGGCAGCCUUGAAACCUGAUUGUUGUUCGGCCAUUGGUAGCGUGAGUGAGAAUUUUGGCCUCUGCAUGGGAGCUUGUAGGACGUUAAUCUUGACAGCUCUGCGCCUCCGUCGUUGGUCGAUGCGGACUGCUUCCGAAUGUCGAACGAGGAAGUUUCGACUUCUUUUGCAUAACUUUCCCUAAUUAUUAUUAUUGUCGUCUUCCAGAUGAGUCGAUAGUGCGACAUCAUAUCAAAGGCUCUUCUUAAGUCGCAUGCGGCGUAUACAGCGUGUCUGUCGCCGACCGCUCCUGUCUAGCUUCACACAGUCAAAAUCAUGUUGCCGAUGCAGUUUCCGAUGGCCAAAGAGCUUGCGGUGUAGAGAAGGAAAUGUUAUCAGUUUUGACAAGAGCAGGUUUCUAAGAGCGGCAUAGAUUGAGAAUGUUCAUUUUAAAGUGUGGUGCGAAAGUUUUUACAUAAGGGGGCGUCAAAAAUUGCGGAUCAGGCCCGACACAAGAGAUUUAAUUUUAAAGAUAAUAUUUUUCUGAGACACCUUAGGGCUUAGUUGUGCGCUCUGGUCCGUGUAACAACCCACACUUCUAUUUGGAACGCACAGUAAGGCAGUGGUAGGAUAGUAACGGCGCUCUUUAUGCCGCUGUCUACGGGAGUGUUGGGGCGAGUAUGAAGGCCAUCAGGUCUUCGAAGUCUUCGAGCGCCAAAAGACAUAUGCUGAUAUAAUUGACGCGUCACAUGAAAGAAGUUAGUGUUUUUUCUGAAAAACGUAGGGGCGGGUUAAAUCUUCAGUCCUUGUUAAGGGAGGGAUAUUGACACAUAAAUGACGCAUCGUCGCACGGAUUUUACAGAUAUGGAUAGAAUCUCAUGCCUCUGUGUGACUUUAUGGCUGUUACAUUAUCUCUUGUUGAUGUGUAUCCUGACUUCUUCACACCAACGGCCUCCUGAUGUUCUUCUGUUCGUUCAAAAUCAUUGGGAUGGCGGUGGUGUAGGUAACUAAAUGCCAGCAGUCUAUCAUGUCUCCUAAAGGCAAAUCACUGUAGUCUUGCUGUGCUCUUUCGAGGGCAUGCAAAGAGAGUUCUAUCUAAUGAUUUAUGUUAAAGACGGAACAUCUGUUUGUCACAACUGUUCUUUUGCGGUGCAAAGUGAUCGGCCAAUUGAUGCGCAAUGGAAAGAGCACAGAAAGGUUACAGCGGUGAGAAGUUGUUAGAAAGCUGCAACUAUCCGUGCUAUGAAUACGCCAGAGUGAUUGGAGUGCGUGAGUCUACAUCCUUCAAAAAGGCCCUAGCUUAGUCUACUGUCUGUCCCAUACGGGGCACGAGGUGCGAAAAUGGUGGCUUAAUCUCAAAAGUUUCCCUGUGUGCACCCAGCAGAGCAGUCCUCAUACUGAAAAACAGCUCGUUAGCGUUAGUCAAAAAAUAGAAUAUAGUAGAUUCCGGUUAAUUGAUCCGGUGCUCACUCUGGUCUGAUUAGUCGGAAGCCUCUUUGGCGCAUAUUCGUAACACGGACAAAAGGUGAGGCGUUCAGUACGAAUUCGGAUGUUAGAGGGUUUGAUCAGACCCUAGAGACCUCAUUUUCGGUUUGGGCUAGUGUCUUACCACAGUAGUCUGUUGGGGUGAAAUUGCCCCGAGUUUUUCGCUUUGAGUUACAUUGACUGCUAGGUACAGACCCCAAAUUGAUCUUCAUGUCUACCACGAGCACCUUACAUAUUCUCUCAUUUUAAUUGGUAGAACACUCGCAGUGACGGCUUCAUGUACGCAGUAAUUGCACAGUUGUCUGGUUGCGAGUGCUACUCUCGGUCCUUUUAGGGAACAUCUGCACAUACACUUUACGCUCCUUUUUCUCUUAUUGCAGAUCAAUUUUCAGCGUGCGUCUAAGACUGACAAAAACGUUUCGGCUGUAGGCCAGGUCUGCAAUGUAAAGGUAAUUAGUCCAAUAUCUUGGGACUUUUCUUCAGAUCCCACUUUCUGACCAAAGUCCCGUGGAGAAAAUCAAUGAACAUCUUCCGCGCCAGAUUCGCAUCUUGGGUGAGCAGCAUUCUCUUUUCGUUUAAGAGCUUUUCAAGACUAAUCCUACCUUUAACCCAUGCACUUUGCUUAAAGUCUGUAGAGUACACAGCCGCACUUCUCGGCCGAGUAAAUUCAACUUUUGAGGGAGAGGUUACACUAUCGCGAGUCCUACUGUUUUUAUCUGAUAAUCAACGCCAGUCAAGAUUUGCGAUCCUGACAGUCUUUCAAGGGGACUGUUGGUUUGCCUAUGUCCCUUGAAUUUGUAGAAUGCAUUAUUCAUCAGGGCGCGCAGCGAGCAUGUUCCGGAGUUCGUUUAACGGGCCUUAUGUGUUUUGUUUGCUGCGCAUUUGCUCGAUCUAGGUUUGCUCGCCUGUAACUUGAUUUUCUGCAGGCAGUCUAUUUACAGAGCCUGACAACUUGGAGCCGGUUUUCGCUAUAUCUCUCAUGCUCCCCGUUCCAGAGGGCCGAGGUCAGGUUGGAGAGGUAGAAUGUGGCAGACUAGGGAAGCGGCACCAGCAAUUCAGAUCGGUCUCCACUAAUAUCCGUUACACCUCAUAUCAACAUUCGUUUUCCGCCUUACUCGCUCUUAUUUGUUGGUUCGCAUUUUGUAGGCCUUCGUAGUAACCACAGUGAUUGACGACUCAGUUACCAUUCACCGGCCCAUGCCGACUCUAUUGUUGAUGUGGUGUCUUGUGUAAAGUUGACCGACAUCUUUUUAAAUCAAGGCUUACUUUAUAGAUUACAUGCACAUUAAGUGUUCUUUUGCCUAUUUGGUAGCAAAUUACGUCUUAUUUAAGUGUUAUGUUUGAAGAAAGGGUAUCUUUCUUUUUCAGAAGGCCUUUUCAAUUUUCGAGUAGCUUUAAACCCUAUCCGCCAUUAAACUUGCAUCCAGGGUUUUCAAGCCAGAAAUUGUGUAUUUUUCAUAUAAGAAGAACCGUACAUUUAUAUAUGCUAUGAACAAGACCCCCCAUAGGCCUCAUAGGACUUCGCAAUCGAUGUGAACUAUGUUGCAUAAUUUAUAAAUAUCGUUAAUGAAUGGAUGUUUUAUGGGGAGAUCUUCCACGAUUUUAAAAAAUCUCAUGAUUGACGGCUUUUCUGAAACCGAACAAUAUCUUUCGUUCGACCACAGCAUUCGGAAAAGACGCAAUUUGCUCCCUGUUGAGCACACAAAAGAAUAUUUUGGUGCAUGCUUCUUAUAAAGUAUAUUCGAAUUUGUAAAGAUAUCGAAAAUCAGCAUAAAAUGUGUACUGUUUAAGUAGCCAUUUUUCACAGACGGCCAAAAAGUACCUGGUUCAAAAGCCGUCAUCCUUGUGUGACUGAAAUAACUAGUAUUACAACCCCACCUAAGAAAUAUUCUCCAGUCGAAGACAUUUUCAAAUUUCGGCCAACAUUUAAUUAGGUAACGCAUCCACUGUGUGUAUGGACUCACCUGAACAAGGAACCUGAUCGCCGAAGGAAAGAGGCGUACACAAGGAAGGCCUGUGAUGAAUGUGCUCAAAUAAAAUGACAAACAUUCGUAGAAAAUCAUCCCCUUAAGAAGUUAUUUGCUAGCUUGUUUCUCGAAUGGAACCUCUCACCUUUUAUUUGAUUUUCAAAGUCGGGCAGAAAAUUAAAGCCGUUCGCCUUUCAUGCCCUUCCUUGGCUGAUACUGACAAUUUGUUGUCGCAGAAAAGCACUUUCCCUUAUUUUGGAACCGCCUUUGCUAUGUUUACUUACUUUGAGAUCUAAUCCAUUGAACUUAUGUGCGUAACAGGGCAGCCGUAUAAAUGGCUGACGCAAUUCCGGAUCUCUUUACGAACCAGGCAUUGGCUGUAAAUAAACCACACAAAAGAAUCUUACCUUAUACUCAGAAGUCAAAUGUCGACUUGGUGUUGGGAGUUUCCACAGUUAAUAGAAUAUUUCGAUGUGCCUGCAAAUGUUUGGUAUAAUCAAAUUACAGCCUGUUUGUUGGUGUUAUAACCGUUUUCCAGGACGAAAAAUUAUACGAAUUUCCAAGUCGAAAUUAUUAAAAAAAAUAGGCCUCCGUUUCUGUGAACAUGAGGUAGUUAUUCACCACUUACCUUAUUUGAUUUGAAUGGCCAAAAAAUUCGGCGUGAAUCCGGCGGAGGUCUUAGCAAGCAUCUCUCAUUUAGAUUAAUACCUUCUGGUAGAAAACCACGCAAAUGUGCUGAUCUGUGCAGUAAUUAGUAGCCCGGAAAUUCGCCUGUAUAGAAAAAAGGGUUGAUUCCCGUCCCAAAACAUACACUUUUUCCCUAAUAAGAGAGGUCACAACCGUGGUCCGCAUAAGGAAAUGACUUCUUGCCGGCAAUGUUCGGUGUGCCGCGGAUUGACCAUAAAAAGAUUACCGCACCCCGAACUGACCAUGCCGAUAGCGGUUGUCAUAUUUCAUCAUUUUGGUCGUCUGCAGUAGGUCUGCACUGCUUUCCGUGAAGCCCGCAACCGUUCUAUCCCAAACUACCGCCUUGAGUCGACCGCUUUUAGUGCCUGGUAUUUUGGAGUAAGCUCAGCAAUAAGGUAUGUGCAGCAGUGUAAAUGUGAUACCCGACCACUUCUGUCGGUUAUUGAUCUUCCAGUGUCGGUCAUAUCAGGGACUUAACAUAAGCUUUGACCCAUUCAUGUGGAUCUAUUUUUAAAUAUUUGCCUCCGUUAACUCCGUAUCUGCUCUCCUCCGCAUCUAAACACACAUCAUUUAAUGUCUCCUUGCCCCUUCCACUCUCUCUCCAGAUGUAUUCCGAGUGACACAACACUUUUCCUCGAAAACAGCCUGCAAUCAUCGCGUGUACCAAUACUUGCUUCCCACUUUUGCCUUUGCUGCCCGCGACUCCCUCUCCAGAGAACACUGCUGGCGAUAUCGCAUGUCUGCCGAAACUUUGACACUUGUGAAUAACAUGUUUGGCCAUUUUAAGGGGACGCACAAUUUCUUCAAUUUCACCUCACGGAGGUAGAUAUUUUGUAUAUCACCCUCUGACAGCAUUAUUAUUUCGGCCUGAAAUCCCAUUAACGUUUCAUUUUUUGCCCUAGAACUGCAAACGACGUCAGUUGCCGUCGUUACAUCAUGUCCAUAGAGUGUGGUACGCCCUUUCUUCUCGAUGGCGACCGUGAGUUUGCCGUAGUUACCGUGGUUGGCCAGUCAUUUAUGCUUCAUCAAAUUCGCAAAAUGAUUGGACUUGUCAUCGCCAUAGUUUCCGGGUAUACCACGGAAGCCAUCUUCGAGAAGGCCUUUGAUUGUGAACGGGUAAGUAGAGGCUGUCCCUAAUCCAUCCAUCUCACCCUAAGUCAUAAAAUACACGUUAUCUCAAGAACUGCUGCGUUUGCGCACACCGUGCUCCUUGCACUUUCUCUAAACGCCUGAACACGAAAAUGCCUACUUUUUGCGACUUUGAUCUCAUUUUAUGCAUGUUAAACUGCCAUCGGAGGUGGAGGUAAGUUCUCGACCGAGAUUGUCACAUUAUGGGGCUUUUUCAUGCUUUUCCACUACACCAAAAGAGCCCUCUUACUCAUGACAAUCGGCAGAUUACUGAUGUUCCUCGUCGGCCACUGGAAGCCCUAUGAGGUACGAUGUAUACCUGAAACCAGUAGCAAUCAUGCAUUGCUUCGUUUCAUGUGGUCACUCUAUUCCACUUGUUUCGCACCAGUUCUCGUCUAAUUUGAAGUGUUCUUGUAUGCAUCUGGCGCUGCUCUGUCAUCCGUACAGUUGUCAAAAACUCCUGCAGACACAGGAUCACCGUCAUCCAGUUCGAACCCAACUUCCUCUCCUGUACCAUGGGUUAAAGCUGACCCUACUUGCUUUACGCACGUCUUUAUACUCUUGCCCAUUUACUUCGCCCCCCCCCCCCAUUUCUGGACUGGGUUUGGUUAGCUGCACUCCUCGCGGUUCUUGAGGAAAUUACGAGCUCCUACAGCCAGGAGAACAUUUAUUCGCGUAAAUUUUGUUUUCGAGUCCAGUUACAACAACCUUAUGCGGAUGUUCGCCUCAUCCGACCCCAGACCCCACAGUUUGUCCGCCAUCAGACAUCACGCGCCUGCCUGCAUUACACGAUCAAGUUUAUUGGGUCCAGAAAACGGAGUCCCAGGGUUUUUUUCUCCACCUGUAAAGGGCUCGGCACCUUCCGAGACCAAAUUAUCCUCUGGCGGAUGAUGUAACUCCACACUCGGUAUGCGUGCACUUCAAGUUUCUUCUGUUCAGUGCCACCUCUCCUAUGUAAGGUUAUCGAAAACUAAUUGGCGUUUCUCAUUAGGGGAACAUCUUCGUAGAUUUGCAGCGACCACUUUUAAGUGUUUUAUCUCAAAAGAAUGUUCAUGUCGCCGUGCAAGCUUUCACUUUUUUAGUCUAUGACGGUUUUUUGAUAUAUAGUUGGAUUUACCCAAAGCGCCUGGACUGGGGUUAUUCCUCGACAAAGUGGAUUUUUCCCGAUACAACACCAGAUUUUGCAGUGACGGAAGCCACCAUCCAAUUGAUUGGAAUAACUACAAGGUGAACGCUGCUUUCAUUUGAUGCUGUAUGCAUAAGUUUUUUGGGGAGGUUGACUGGCUUGCAGUUUUGCUGUGCAAUUUUUGACGCGUCAGCUCACACAGAAGAGAUAAUCCCGCUAAUUUUUGCGAACUGGACGCUGACGACUGUAAAGAGAAGAUGCACCCGUACGUACGCAAAUUCCAAAUUGAUUUCCUGGUGGCGUGGUAGCCUACUACUCGAAAUUCAUUAAAGAAAUCUGCCCAUAUGAUUCCGAACUUCGCGACCGAAUAAUAAUAUUUGGUCGGGGAUGCCGACUACGGCUUCCGCUUAUUAGUUCUAUACAAAGUGCUGCACUUUCUCAAUGUUUCCACUGUAGCACAUUAAAACCAACCUUCCCCGCUAGUAUGUUUCCAUGUCCCAGUUAACUGCUGUGCAAUUACUAGACUUCUAUUUCACUUCUCCUUGACAAGUUCGCGGUCCCUUAGUAGACAGAGGCUCAUUGCUGUCUUUGGUUGUUGUCUUGGAGGUGGAUUUGGAGCGUCAGGCGAAUAAAGUUCUUGUUUCAGUGACCGUGACCGAGGCCAUCGCCGUCCUCCGUGAAUCUCUCAGGCCAACCAUCAACAGACGAGGCGCAACGGUACCGCGCUAAAACUCGAGGUCAGGAAAACCUCUUAGAAGAGGUUAAACACAUGUUUCCUAUCAUAGUUAGUGUAAUUCUGCAUCGAGGGGGUGAGCGCAUAGCCUGUCGAACGCCCGAAACCUUUCACGUCGAUGUGGCAUUUGUCUACUAUCCACAACCUUGCGGGGUGCCGUGUAUCUGAGGAAGACGGCUAGAAAGCAUACGUGAUCAUCAGCUGCGGAAAUUCCGUAAACAUCACUAGCACUUGUGCGGACAUGGACCCGCUUCAGUGCCACGGCGGAAUUCCGGACGGUGCCAACCUUGUUGACGAGUGGCCCUGCAUCCCUAUAGCCAUUCCUCCCCUAGAUUCGCUCUCCACAAACGGCAUGCAGUGGGGGCCAGACAGGCGAGACAGUGCAGCGAAUGAAGGCGUCUGUCGUCGUGCCAAACUGGCAACCCGUGGGGUUUAAAACCCCUUCUGAGACGGCUUAUUUUGAAAUCUCGAGCAAGGAAAUGAUUCAGUUCCAUUCAUAGAGUAAGCCACUUUUCCAGUAUACUGGAUUCUUAGUUGAUUAGUGAGCGGGAUUCUGACUAAUGUUUUAUCGCGCAACUCGUGUUGGAUCCGUGUCGAAGAAAGCGUGACGCCAGAACCUUAAAUCACCGUCAUAACCAAGAAUUCUGGAGCCGAAAUUUUCUCACCUUAGUUGUACAUCCCCAUAGUGUACACGUCUCCAUAUGUAAGUAUUCGUUUGUGGUCACGUUUUAUGAACGUGCGGCCCGUAAGAAUCGAGCUUCGUAGAUGAAAGCAGUCAAACUCUUGUAUGUUUUCUGCUUUUCUUGGAGAAGUUGAAGCCGAAUUCUUACAUCCUUUUUUGCCGCACCCUUAUCUGACGUAAACCUGGCUAGCCUGCCCACAUUCAAGGUUAUUUCAUCUGUUGUGCGUCGCCUUUCCAAAUGUUUUUGUUCUAAUACUGUCGGCCCUCCCCCCUCUGUGUUUAUUGGUAUACUUGUGUUCAUUAGCCUUUAAAUUUGCCAAUUUUAAACUUGGUUUUCUCCUCCCUUUACCUUUUUCAGUGUGUCUGAAACCUAAAAAUCUGACAGUUAUUGGUUUUGUGCCUAGUUUUUUUUCUAUGGUAUGAACCAAACUCUCCGAAUUUAAGUGGUCUCUGCUUGAUUUUAUUUCAUUUUUAGGAGAAAAUCGACGCCUUUAAAGAAGAACAUAUAUUCCGCCACAUUGCGCAGAAGGAAAUUGAAGAAAAUUCGUAUCCUUUCUCGUAGCUGCAUUUUUCUGGUGGCAACCCUUUCUUAUUUGUUCGGAGUUAGCGCACUACUUACUGAGGAAAUUAAGAAGCUGAAAUUUAAAAAUUAGGUAGGACACGGUAACGUUGGGGGCUCACUGGUGAGUCGAACCCCUCACAGCUGUGUAAUGAGGCAGUAGAAUGUCGGCGGACCACGCGUCUGGGCCUUUAACCAGCACCGGUGCUAUCAAAAUGGUAAAUUAUACAAGCUAUCCCAGUACUAAUUUGUGCUCUGUCCAUCGUACUGAUUGGUUUCACGCUGUUCCUCAAGUAAAAUGUGCCCAUUCCUCUGUCUGUAUUGUCCAGCUUCUGAGCACGAAGUUCUCGGUAGGAUGCUGACUGGGCCAGCUGGCUGGACAAGACUUGCUUUUUUGGGCUAGAACCCAAGUGUCUCAUCUUUUUCUGUUUGUCUGCCGUCAUCGUGCCCAAACACUCUGAGCUCUCAGUCCACCUUCAGCUUUUGGCUGACCUGCUAAUUUGUAUCGCUGCGAUCCUUGUGCGACAGACUGUUCAGAAGCAUGGUCAGUAUGCUUUCAACUGACGGCAGUAAUCUGAUCUGCCGAUUUUUUUGCCACUGUGUUCCUUUCCUUGACUCGAAUUUAAUUCAAAUCUUUACGCCAACGUAGUAUGCUAGAGUGGUUAGAUGGUCUCUGUAGACACACCUUCGAUUAUCGACCGGAUGGUCCCCCAACUCUUGCACCUCGGACUCUGAUGGAACAGGGAAUGGUCAGGGAGAGUUGUGACGCUCACGCUGCUGUCUCGUCCUCGGAGGUUGCGUCUUCUCAAAUUUCGGCCGUUGCGCCAACCCUAGACUCAGCCCAUCCCCGGUCCCCCGUAAAUGCCUCUGCAAACUCUACCAGUCUCCCUUGAUGGUUUUUUAAGCCUCUCCCUCCCGAAACCCAUUUUGGAAUUCGUUAAUGUACUCAUCCAGGCUGUCUGAGAUGUUUUUUUUUGAAUGUGCAGACCAGGGUGCCCGUUGAAACCAUUCUUUUCUGAUGUCUAGGCACUUUGUGUACGUUCUUGACGCGGAAUCCAUGCUCACCACAUCCGCAAUACGUUCCCUCUUCUUGGGUGCUGGGGUGGUUUUUUGCCUUCACGUUAACCGAGGAAUAGGUUUUCGGGUUGCUAAGAGUCUUGGUAUCUACACAUCUGCUUGUAAGCCGAUAGAGGGCCUUUUUGAAUGCAAGUAUGGUUUGGCGUAAUAAGCCACAUCUAUCUUUUAAAAACCCGGCAAAGUGGACGUGUGCGUGUCCUAACCCGUUUUUGCACUUUUACUCUACACCGCAACUCGCGAAACGCCUCUAUGCAUUUUCGGUAUGUGACAAAAAACUACUUAUGUAAGUGAGAUCCCAGUACUGACCAGCAUGAGACGCGGUGUCUGGUUCACUGAAAUGCUGGCCUGUGAUCCAGCAUCCUGUCAGGUACCUCCUUAAGUUGCACUCCGAGAGGUCACCGCGUAGAUGUUGCUUCAAAGCCUGUGUAUGUGUUGUGCCGAUUUUGAAGAAGUCUUGUCGCCAGUUUACAAGUUGUGACACCAACAUAUGGUGCUUUGAUGAAUACGCCCAUGCUCGGAUGUUCCACUUCCUUGUGCUUCCGAACAUGCUGCCGAUCAAAUAACAUUUGUUAGAGUUUGUCUCCCAUGUUUUGGAAGUCUUGGCAUCGUCGAGAUUCAGAUCUUGCUCCUCUCAUAAACUUGCCAACUUCUAAACUUUCGUAUGCCGCGUGGCUUCGGGUAUUUUUGCUUAAAACGUGUAAAUCUCCGUGAAAUGUUCAAUAGUUUCUAUUUGUUCUUUUUCUCGGGGCCACUUUGACUUAUAUUUAUUGAAUAAUGGCAGUAGUGUUAACGUGCAUAGUAUGCUUGCCCUAGGUUGAUUUGUCGCUCUGAAACCUUUGCGGCAGAACCGCAGCGUAUCUUGCUAACGAAGAGUUACAAGCAAUCAUUUUUCUCCAGGCCCUUCCAAGCCUUCUCUCAACCUAUCUAUGUUGGAUUUAUCAUUGACGUUCCCUCGCUUUUUGUUCUUAAUUUGUGCCCAUCCUGCUCCAUGUCUCAGAUGGGCUCUUCAUGCUGAGCUUCAUGCUUGGAUCUGGUCUUUGACAAAGAUAAAUCUAAUAUGCUAACUUAAAGGGCUUAAUUCGAGAUCCAAGCACUUUUUGCUGUCUUUCACAUUCAUGCCAGCACUUCAAAAAUGUUACUCGAAAAUCGUUAUAUCAUGCCCAUAGCUCCUUGACUAUGAGAACUGGAAAGAAAAUAAGAACUCUCUAGUGCUGCAAACCAACAUAAUUUUUGCAGGAUCUAUCUCUCCUUUAUAAGCAAUGCAAAAUCAAUGACUUAACUGAAGACAUGGUCAUUUUAGCGUGCAUCUUUUCACGCAAAACAGUGCUGGAAUGUCCUGGGAAUUUUUUACCCCAGUAUUUCUUGCACUGGUUGACAGUGCCGCCCUAUUGUAAUUUCGGAGUUCCUCUGACCCACCUCGGUUGGCAAUAAUCGUUGGCCGUUCCGGUGCCUUAAGACGCUGAUUCGCGGGUAGACGGGAAUUUUGAAUGGACCAUUUGGUCAGACACUGUGGCUCGUGUAUCCCGAUCGACAUAGUUCCGUACUCUCGUCCACAGAUGUAGCAUACAACAAAAGGCCGACUGAUCUUCCUCUUUAGCGGUUCAUUGGAAACCUGGGCGGCGGAUUGUCCGCUGUCACUGCUCUGAAUUUUGGAUGAAUCCUUUCUGAUAUGGUUGUUUCUGUUGGCCUGAACCGGCUUGCCACAUUUGCUGCAAAACUUGGCCCCGGGAGUCAGGGUCUGCGCACAGUUGUCACAUUUUUUUUGACAGGGGGUACCACAGUUUGGACAGAACUUGGCGUCGCCUGGCAGGUUUUCGCUGCAAUUCUGGCAUUUUGUAAAACCAUCGGCAUCUUCUGCCAUCGGACUGGCUUCUCGCGCUCUUCGACCUGCGCCGCCUGCUGUCCUGUCUGCACCACUUGUUGCUUUCGUCUUAAGCGGUGGUGCGUGGCAGUUUGCUUCGUGUCUUUCUAUCCGAUCCGGCGCGUAGGUCCUGUUGCAGUGACGACAGCGAGGGAACCCAUUUGAGGAAGAAGCUGCGGUGCUUGGGCCGGGUGUGGGUGUUCUCGGGGCCGGAGAACCGACCCGAGGUGGACCUCCCUGGCCCGUUUUCAAGGGUUGUCGGAGGAUAUUUAGGUCGAAAUCUGGCUUCCUGGCCUCAUAAACUGGCUUUCGUUCCUUUGGCGGUCGACAGUAUCUCUCAUGCAAAUUAACCCUAUCAGCAGCAAACCUUCGGCCGCAUCUCUUGCAGGCAACUAGGUUGCUUUGAGCCACUUUAGAGGCGGCCUCAUUGUAGGCAUCAAGGUUGGGGUCAGUCCCGGUGGUUUUGAUGGCCUGUUCGCCUAUACCACCACCUCCCUGAUCUGAAAAGUUUCCAAACCCUUGUGGUUUCACGGGUUCCGGCCGACGUUGGCUGGGUGGAAGUUUGUUGUUUUCAUCAUGCCACUUCUUUAGACACUGUUUCUCAUGAAUUCCUAUGGAAGCUGUCCCGAAUUCCCGUUGGCAAAUAUAGCAAAUCACCGUUCGUGGCCUCCCCAUCUUUUCACCUAAAAAGGUUUGCGAACCGUUAGCACGACCUUUCAACUAAGAAAUUAGUUUAAGAUAAGCAGAAGCAGAGAAAGUUUACUGAGUUUCUUAAGUAUUUCUAGAUUGUUUUGGGUAAUCCAAUGAUCGCAUGUGCGAUAACAGACUUCGUGGUAACCGCAUGAGGUGUCGCAUAUCAUAUGCCCAUAGGAAAAACGAGACAUUCCUUAAAUAUGCCAUAAGGACCGUCUUGUCAAACCUUUGUCGUCACCGUCUUUUGCAGGUACCACUUGUCAUGGUAAAUGCCUUUAACGAAACGACUUAUGCAGUGACAGCAGAAUUCGACGGAAUACAAACGAAUGGAUGCAGCACAUUUUGCUUGAUCUCGGGUCUUUUUGUGAAGUUGUGCGGAUUGGUUUCGUUGGGUUCCUGACCUUUUCUUAAACCGAGACAGUACUCCAUUGUGACCUGCAGACGAAUUGGCAGUGCGUUUCGGAUGGUGGACUUUAGUUGGCAUGGCCUUCCGAUACUAGUGACGCCAUGAACCUGGGGUGACAGACAGGGAUUUUGAUUUUGUUAUGAUAAAAAUAUGCAUUAGGCGGUCUAUAAAUGCAAGAUAAAAGCAGACGAAUGCAGCGCGCCUAUGUAAUGGGAGGAAAGCGGUUGACAUCAUAUAUCAAUGCCGACAUUUCUGGCGAAAGUCUUGAUGUAUACGUACGACCUCUGUAGCAGUGCACGUGUUCAGUUCCCGGACAUGUCAGUUUCAAUAUCCGUGAGAUUACAUUUCCAAACUGAUAAAUAACAUUAGUGAUAAAAGUCAUAUUGGUAUACCAAUUUUAGAAGUAUACUUGAGUCUUUUUGACAAUUCGCCUUUGCAGAAUAAAAGAAUAAACUAGCGAAGUUUCUAGCAUCCUUUAACAGAAACGACGUCUCGCUAAGAAAUGUCUUGAAAACUAAUCACCACAUACGCGAACAGUAUCAAUGCUCAUUUUAAAACCACACUGGCCAUAUUGGUCACACCCUGAACCGAUGAGAUGUGACUAAAACUCUGAGAUUUGAUAUUUGGUCGACAUUCAAGCCGUAUAUUAAAUACGUGAUUCACAAAUUGACCUUUAUUUUUUGGCGAUUCAUCCGUGAAAUCCGUACAAUUGUCCAAGGAAGGUUUAUUGUCGACAGCAGUUCUCCUAGAUCCAUUUGGGUUCUAUCAUAUGGUUUUCAGUUCCAUGCAUGUUCCCACAACACUACGGUUUAUUUGUCGCUGCUGUCUAGGUUACGCAAAUGCCAACCAAAUGAAAAAUCGACGGGUUUUGGACCUUGAACAAGUCAUUUUGGGCUGAUCUACAAGAUUUGAUAGUUCUAUAAAGCAGUAGGGAUAAAUAGGAAAAGUCUGUAUUGAUACGCUAUUUGAAGACGAUCGCUAAUAAAACAGUAUAGGAAGCAUUUAUUUACUCGAAGCUUGUUCGAGGUUGCUAAUGACGGGCAGGUUGACCGAAGCUUCAUGGCAAAAAUGGACGUCAUAUUUUUGGAAGCAUUGGUGAUAGGUAGAUGGCCUCAAGAGCAUGUAGUGGCAUCUUCUACUUGCCUUCGUCCAACCUACAUAUAUCUUGAGAACUAUUAACUAUGUUAGGUAAUACAACAACUCCCGUGCCAGCUAGCCAUGUUCGAGCAUUUAGAUUAUAACAAGUCUGCUGUUUUUUUUAAAUAAUAAACUCUGUGAUCGUUAACGUUGGUUGUUAAUUUCAAUGUCAAGCAUGCACUUCGUAAACAUGUGAUUAUAGAUGAUGAGAAAUAGAAUUAUACUUAGGUUUACCCCGCUCUUUCCACGUAGAACUGA